AUGAGGAGCCGUGAGGAUUUGCUUCUAUCAGUUGUUCAAGGUGAUGAAUGUUGCCACUUUGUGAUAAAACAAAGUAUUAAUUUUUAUGUUCUACUUAUCCAUGAUUUGUUUGCUGUCUCCCCUCAGUUUUGGCUACUGCCACGAUGCUUCAGGUUAUCCAUCAAUUUGAGCCUUGCAGGGCCUUUGUGUAAGAAAGACAGCUUCUUGGUGCUCAAAAUCAGCAAGGUUGACAAAGUAUCUAUCCUUGACCAUAUAGAGUACCUAAAAGAGCUUAAGAGAAAAGUGGAAGAGUUAGAAUCUUACAAAGGA
This is a messenger RNA of Striga asiatica, 309 nucleotides long. The record is from the annotation of a GenBank genome assembly. Lineage: Eukaryota; Viridiplantae; Streptophyta; Magnoliopsida; Lamiales; Orobanchaceae.